UCCCCCCCGCCGAGGCGAGGUCUAGAAGGGGCAGCAGCCACCACCCAGCCCAGGCCAACCAGCGGAGCAGCACCGGUGCAGCGGGCAGAGCCUGGGAGGAGAUGGGCCUGGCCAUGGAGCACGGGGGGCCCUAUUCACGGGCCGGGGGCAGUCCGAGAGGCUGCUGGUACUACAUGCGCUACUUUUUCCUCUUCCUCUCGCUCAUCCAAUUCCUCAUCAUCCUGGGCCUUGUCCUCUUCAUGGUCUACGGCAACGUGCACGUGAGUACCGAGUCCAAUCUGCAGGCCACGGAGCGCCGGGCUGACGGUCUCUACGGCCAGGUGGUGGGGCUCACAGCCUCCCAGGCCAACCUGUCCAAGGAGCUCAACCUCACCGCACGCGCCAGAGAUGCCAUCAUGCAGAUGCUGCUGAGCGCCCGCCGAGAACAGGACCGAAUCAACUCCAGCUUCCGCCAGUGUCAGGCCGACCGGGCAAUACACUUGAACAACCAGGUGUACAUGGCUGCGAUUAUCUUGAGCGAGAAACAAUGCCAAGAGCAACUCAAGGAGACAAACAAAAGCUGCAAUGAUUUGAACCUUAUGCUGAACCAGAAAGUCAAGACACUGGAGGUAGAGUUGUCGAAGGAGAAGUUGGUAUGUAUGAAAGACAAGGAGAGCCUGGUGCUGAGCAAGCGAGUCGUGGAGGAGCAGCUGGUGGAGUGUAGCAAAGCCCGCGAGCAGCAGCGGCAGGAGCGACAGCUGGCCGAGGAGCGGCUGCAGAAGGUGCAGACCCUCUGCCUCCUGCUGGACAAGGACAAGAUUGAGACGGAGCUGCGAAGCCUGUGGAGGGACUCCAUCAUCUCGAGAUCCCUCGACAGCCUGGGCUACAAUAUGUACCAUCCCCUCGGCUCGGAACUGGCCUCCAUCCGGAGAACCUGUGACCACAUGCCUACUCUCAUGAGCGCCAAGGUGGAGGAGCUGGCCCGGAGCCUGCGGGCUGGCAUCGAGCGCGUGACCCGAGAGAAUUCGGAUCUCCAGCGCCAGAAGCUGGAGGUCCAGCAGGGCCUGCACGCCACUCAGGAGGCCAAGGAGAAGGUGGAGAAGGAGGCCCAGGCCCGGGAAGCCAAGCUGCAGGCUGAAUCUACCCGGCAGACGCAGCUGGCCCUGGAGGAGAAGGCAGCUCUGCGGAAGGAGAAGGACAACCUGGCCAAGGAGCUGGAGGAGAAGAAGCGGGAGAUUGAGCACCUCAAGAUGGAGCUGGCCAUCAGCAAAUCGGCACUGGACACCUGCAUCAAGGCCAAGUCUCAGCUGAUACCUGGGCCAAGACCUGUGGGCCCUGUCCCCAACCCCGCUCCGAUCGACUCAGCUACCCUGGAGGAAUUCAAGAGGAGGAUCCUGGAGUCCCAGCGACCCCCUGCCAGCAAUGCCAUAGCCUCAGCCAGUGGCUGAGGCGGCUCCAGGCCCCAAGGACAGAGGGGUGGCCCUGACUCACCUGUCUGGAGACAAGGUGCAGCGAGACGCCCACGUCGCGGGAUGCAGCCAGGGCCGAGUCAGAUGACCUCCCGCGCACAUACACUAAAGUGGGAACCCUUGGCCUGUGCCCCCACCCACCACCCUCUCCGCCUCCCCCACACCCCCGCAUACUCUCUCACAGGCUGCGCCUGCGCCACAUAGUCCCUCACCCAUAGACGCCAUGACGAUGUCACAGAUGCAGUGACAUCACAUAGACAUGGUGGUAACGCCACACAUUGUCUAGAUGAUGACAUCGCAGGAAUAUGUGGCGACAUCACACACACCCUUUCUGCCCAACACCCCAAGAGAAAUCACGCCCCUCCACGCACGUGGGCCAAAGUACCCGAAGCGUUCCUCGUGUCUGGAGCAUCCCCACGCUCCAGGCCAGGAGAAGUGAGAACAGGAAGACUUUUGCCUUCAUCUGCCCCAGAGAGUUUCCAGGCUCCCCUUCGAGAUGGGGACAUCUGGUCCAAGGGUGAGUGUAGCCCCCUGGCCUCCUUAGAGCCCACGAAGGCAGCUGCCCCUUCACACCCUCCCUCCAUACUCAGCCCUGCCUCUACCGCCCUUAUAAAUGUUAGUGGCACAAAAUAAAUGUUAUCGAAUCCCUUCAAA
Messenger RNA from Phacochoerus africanus (Common warthog), 2102 nucleotides. RefSeq names its product plasmalemma vesicle associated protein (gene PLVAP). Gene Ontology annotation, cellular component: caveola. Gene Ontology annotation, biological process: regulation of vascular permeability; positive regulation of cellular extravasation. Lineage: Eukaryota; Metazoa; Chordata; Mammalia; Artiodactyla; Suidae. The transcript has 6 exons. The coding region runs from base 102 to 1427 and encodes 441 amino acids. The record is from RefSeq and is a predicted model, not a curated record.